This is a messenger RNA of Helicoverpa armigera (cotton bollworm), 2196 nucleotides long. Its product is annotated as cytochrome P450 6B2-like. The transcript has a single exon. The record is from RefSeq and is a predicted model, not a curated record. NCBI's taxonomy places the organism in Eukaryota, Metazoa, Arthropoda, Insecta, Lepidoptera, Noctuidae. Bases 99 to 1598 code for a protein of 499 amino acids. Gene Ontology annotation, molecular function: oxidoreductase activity, acting on paired donors, with incorporation or reduction of molecular oxygen; heme binding; monooxygenase activity.
AAUAUUUACAAACACAGUUCGAUCGCAGUUGUGAACUUAGCUAGUUGUAUUGAACUUUAUUAUUUUAUAAAUAACUACAUCUCUAAGUAAACGUAACAAUGUUACAACUACCACUGAUUUUAUUUGGAUUAGUUCUCUUACUAUCGUGGUACCUGAUCGGUAGACAUAAUGAAAACUAUUGGAAGGCACGUGGUGUGAAGUUCUACAGCAAGAACAAAGUGAUUGGACCCUUUUGGGACUACGUUUUUAGUAGAGGUGCAAUGUUCGAGAAAUUUGGUGAGCUAUAUAAAGCGUAUAGAAAUGAGCCGGUUGUAGCCAUUGGACAAGUCCUGACACCUUCAUUGUUCGUCAUAGAUGCCAAGAACGUGCAACACGUUUUGUCCUCAGACUUUCAAUCUUUCAAUCAUAGAGGACUUGAUAGCGUAGAGGGUGACCAACUGACAGAGUCCAUAAUCUUACUGAAUGGACCCAAGUGGAAGUUAAUGCGAAAAACCAUGACUCCAUUAUUCACAUCAAGCAAAUUGAAGAACAUGUAUUACAUUAUGGACAAAACUGCGCAAGACUUUGUGACUCAUUUAAAAAGUGACCCCAAACUAUGGAAAGGCAAUUUCUUUGAAUCUGCCAUGCUUUACUGCAAUGCUGCCGUUUGUGCUGCUAUUUUUGGUAUCGGAGAACAAUCAACAUUUGAAUCCCCGUUUCUGAAGUUUGCUAAAGAUGUGUCAAUAUCAACUUUCAAGAAUAAUAUGAAAUUUACAUUAUUUAAUCUUGCCCCGAAGCUAUUUAGGAUGUUAGGGGUGAAGGUGUUUAAGGAGCAUGAGGACUUUUUCGUUGGAGCGAUAGGUCAAGUUAUUAAAAAGAGAGAAGAAGAGAACGUAAAGAGGCACGAUUUCGCUGAUUUAUGUAUCGAACUGCAGAAGAAUGGUACCCUGAAGGAUCAAACGACGGGUUAUGAGUUGGAGCCCACCACAGGCUUGUUGUCUGCGCAGGCAUUCUUCUUCUUCACUGCGGGAGUUGAACCGGCUGCCGACGGCAUUUUUGCAACAUUCGCUUUACUCAGUCAGCACCCAGAAAUUUUACAAAAAGUUCACCAAGAAAUUGACGAAUAUUUCGAAAAAUACGAUGGAAAAAUAACAUAUGACGUUGUAUGUGACAUGGAGUAUGUAGAUAAAGUGCUUAGUGAGUCACUAAGAAUGUUCCCUCCGAUCGGUUAUUUGAGUAGACAGUGCGUCCAAGACACUGUGCUGCCAGUUGGCAAUGUUAAAGUAGCAAAGGGAACAAAACUGUUCACACCUAUUUAUGAAAUACAUCAUGAUCCCAAAUAUUAUCCGGACCCUGAAGUGUUUGACCCAGAACGAUUCUCUAAGGAGAGGAGACCCAACGAUGAUCUUUAUAUGCCAUUUGGAAUGGGAAACAGGACAUGCAUAGGAGCCAGGUAUUCUAAAUUGCAACUUUUGGCUGCUAUAGUUCACGUUCUUAGAUCAUUCACUCUGAAGCCUAUCCCAGAAAGCCAGCAGAAGAAAGUAACAUUCCUCCGACAUGCGAUUGGUGUAAGAAUAGGAAAUGUAAAAGUGGAGCUCAUUCCCAGAGAUAUAAAAUAGGUUUUACAUACAAUGUAUUAAAAUAAAAUGGAUUUAUGCUCUGGACUCACAGAGUUAUCUUUAGGUAUCUUUAUGUAAUUUAUAAUGUUAGUUGAAUUGUUGAUAUUAAUUAGAUAUUUGAAUGUUAUUGAUUUGUUUUUUGCUUUCGCUAACAGAUUUUAUACAUAUACCUAACAUUUACUUUAAAAUUAAGUUUAGUUUUACAACUAAAUAGUAAAUAGUUAGGUACAUAAAGUUGGCAAAGAUUGUGUUCUUAAAAUAGGUAUCCAAUGGCUACGAAAUAAAUAAAAUAUUGAUAAGCCAAAUGUAAUUGCAAGUAAGUAAAAGCAAAGCGAUGGCACUGAACUCUUAUUACAAAUUAAAAAACCGUUAUCACAUAGGGGUCAAGAUUCGUUUGUUACAAUUACGUAUAUGAAUUUUGUAGCUGCUAGUAGGUAAUAUAGCGAUGUUUUGGUGUUUGUAAGUUCGUUUAAUUAGCAGUCUUAUUUUUACAGACAUUUGAUUGUUACUUUCUUGAUUGCUGAAAUUACGACAUAAGUAGAAGUUUUGUUGUUAUAUAUUUUUUUGUUUUAAAACAAUAAAAGUGGCUAAAUUAUUA